GUUCGGUUGAGCUCGGAGUAGCCGUGGUGGUGGCGGCAGCCGGGGAAGGAGCUGGGGCAGGAGCGGUUCCAGGGUGAUGGGGGCCAGGCUGGGGCUGGGGCUUUGACAGCUGGAGCCGGAGCGAGCCAGCGGGGAGGCAGCCAAGGCCGGGGCGAGCCAGAGCGAGGGGAUCGGGGCUGGGAGACCAAGCGGCACCGAAGAGACCUAGGCAGCGGCGGCAGAGCCAGUGGCGGCUUCGCCUCCUCCUUCCUGCGGACCAUGUUCGCCAAAGGCAAAGGCUCGGCGGUGCCCUCGGACGGGCAGGCUCGAGAAAAGUUAGCUUUAUACGUCUAUGAAUAUUUGCUGCAUGUAGGAGCGCAGAAAUCAGCACAGACCUUUUUAUCAGAGAUCCGAUGGGAAAAAAAUAUCACACUAGGAGAGCCUCCUGGGUUUCUACAUUCAUGGUGGUGUGUAUUUUGGGACCUUUACUGUGCAGCUCCUGAAAGGCGAGAUACUUGUGAACAUUCAAGUGAAGCAAAAGCCUUUCAUGAUUACAGCGCAGCUGCAGCCCCAAGUCCAGUACUAGGAAACAUUCCUCCUAAUGAUGGAAUGCCAGGCGGUCCCAUCCCUCCAGGUUUCUUUCAGGGACCACCUGGUUCUCAGCCCUCGCCACACGCACAGCCUCCACCUCACAAUCCUAACAGCAUGAUGGGACCCCACAGUCAGCCUUUUAUGUCACCGCGAUAUGCAGGAGGUCCCCGGCCCCCCAUCAGAAUGGGAAACCAGCCUCCAGGGGCUGUUCCUGGUACACAGCCACUGCUGCCCAACUCAAUGGACCCUACACGACAACAAGGGCACCCUAACAUGGGAGGACCAAUGCAAAGGAUGAAUCCUCCACGAGGGAUGGGCCCCAUGGGUCCUGGUCCGCAGACUGAUCCUUGGUUAUCAUUGCAGAACUAUGGCGGCGGAAUGAGACCUCCACCCAACUCUUUAGGCCCCGGCAUGCCUGGAAUUAACAUGGGCCCGGGAGCUGGUAGACCAUGGCCUAAUCCUAGCAGUGCUAAUUCAAUUCCAUAUUCUUCUUCAUCGCCUGGUACAUACGUGGGGCCCCCUGGUGGUGGAGGUCCUCCAGGAACACCGAUCAUGCCUAGUCCUGCAGAUUCAACCAAUUCAAGUGACAACAUCUACACAAUGAUUAAUCCAGUACCGCCUGGAGGCAGUCGAUCGAAUUUCCCAAUGGGGCCCGGUUCUGAUGGCCCAAUGGGAGGCAUGGGCGGUAUGGAACCACAUCACAUGAAUGGAUCGUUAGGGUCAGGCGACAUAGAUGGACUUCCAAAAAAUUCUCCAAACAACAUAAGUGGCAUUAGCAACCCCCCGGGCACUCCGAGAGAUGAUGGUGAACUGGGAGGUAACUUCCUCCAUUCCUUCCAAAAUGACAAUUAUUCCCCCAGCAUGACGAUGAGUGUGUGAUUUCCCUCCCCCUUCCUCUUCUCCAGGAUAAAGAGAGUCAGCUGCCAUUUGGAGGAUCUAAAAGAAAUUAUGCAAGAAGAAGCUAGGUGUAUUGGCAGAGAGACGCGAGGGGGCCAAACCCCAGUUUUAGUUUCAUGCAAUAAAAAGGCUGAACUUUUUAUUCCAUAAAACAUGAAGGACAAAACUUAAAAUAUUUCAAGACGUGACAAGAUCCUUCUUGUGCGGAAGGAUUUAUAUAUGUACAUGACACUUUUUUUUUUUUUUUUUUGGGAAACAAAUGGAAGCCUCCAGUACCCAACUCCAACCUCUUUGCUUUGUUCUUUUAAACCUGUUGUAUGUUUGUGCUGUGCUACACCAGGAAGCUAGUCUAGAUAUGAAAUCUCAUGUUGUCUCUGUUGUAGUCCUAUUUUUUUGAAAAUAAACUGGACAGUUUACAAUUGGC
Messenger RNA from Caretta caretta (loggerhead turtle), 1891 nucleotides. It is a transcript of the gene SSBP3, whose product is annotated as single stranded DNA binding protein 3. Gene Ontology annotation, cellular component: nucleus. Lineage: Eukaryota; Metazoa; Chordata; Testudines; Cheloniidae. Gene Ontology annotation, molecular function: single-stranded DNA binding; protein binding. The record is from RefSeq and is a predicted model, not a curated record. Gene Ontology annotation, biological process: positive regulation of transcription by RNA polymerase II.